AAUAGUAGCUAAACGGCCCGAUCCAUACAUCCGCGUAACCCUAGCCCCGUUGUAUAAGCUCUCUCUCGCCCCUCCAGCUCGAGCCUUCCCCGCCGCCGCCGCCGCCCCGCACGUCGCCGCCGCGGACGCAUUCUACCCGUCGCCGAGAUGACGAAGCGCACCAAGAAGGCCGGAAUCGUUGGCAAAUAUGGCACUAGGUAUGGUGCUAGCUUGCGUAAGCAAAUCAAGAAGAUGGAGGUGUCUCAGCACUCCAAGUACUUCUGCGAGUUCUGUGGGAAGUUCGCUGUGAAGAGGAAAGCAGUUGGAAUUUGGGGAUGCAAGGACUGCGGGAAGGUCAAGGCUGGUGGUGCUUAUACCAUGAACACUGCUAGUGCGGUCACGGUCAGGAGCACAAUCCGUCGCUUGAGGGAGCAGACCGAAGCGUGAUCCAUAUUUCUUCUCUUAAGGAGUCCUGGGGUUUUUAGUCUAGUCAUGACUUGGGAAUCACUAUAUUGUGGCUAUUUGGCAGAAGAACUCCAGUAUUUUUUGGCUUUUGCUUUAGGAUCUCUAAAUUUUGGAGCUAACUGCUAAGAUUUGUACUUGGUUGCCGUUGCAAAUCUGAGGCUGUUACGUAUGCUCAGAUUCAGUGAGAA
Phragmites australis (common reed) is the source of this 632-nucleotide messenger RNA. Its product is annotated as large ribosomal subunit protein eL43z. Gene Ontology annotation, biological process: translation. The record is from RefSeq and is a predicted model, not a curated record. The coding region runs from base 148 to 426 and encodes 92 amino acids. Gene Ontology annotation, molecular function: structural constituent of ribosome. The transcript is spliced from 5 exons. Gene Ontology annotation, cellular component: ribosome. Lineage: Eukaryota; Viridiplantae; Streptophyta; Magnoliopsida; Poales; Poaceae.